This is a messenger RNA of Electrophorus electricus (electric eel), 2783 nucleotides long. It is a transcript of the gene kcnb2a, whose product is annotated as potassium voltage-gated channel subfamily B member 2a. Gene Ontology annotation, biological process: protein homooligomerization; potassium ion transmembrane transport; action potential. Gene Ontology annotation, cellular component: dendrite; neuronal cell body; voltage-gated potassium channel complex. Gene Ontology annotation, molecular function: delayed rectifier potassium channel activity; protein binding. The record is from RefSeq and is a predicted model, not a curated record. NCBI's taxonomy places the organism in Eukaryota, Metazoa, Chordata, Actinopteri, Gymnotiformes, Gymnotidae.
GCUUUUCAAAAGGGUGGCACCUUCUUCUACUAGUCCAAUGGAUGUAGAAUUACGCUGGUAAUUUUUCUUUAUCCCUGUGAACAGGUAUGGAGGGGCUGGACUGAACUGGACUCACAGCAUUUAGUCUUACUGUUGGACCUUUCUGUCAUUAGGGGUCCUACUUGUUGACAUUUUGACUAGAGGAACUCUCAACUGAGUGGCCAUCAUGGCUGAGAGACUGACCUUUGGGGCUCAGAAAGUGGCCCAACCCCAGGGCUCCCUUCCACCUGAACCCAUCGACAUCAUCCGGAUCAAGGCUCGAUCCAGGCGAGUCCGGAUCAACGUGGGUGGGCUGAUCCAUGAGGUCCUCUGGCGGACCCUGGACCGUCUUCCCCGCACACGUCUCGGCAAGCUCCGUGACUGCAACACCCACGACACCUUGACGGAGAUUUGUGACGACUACAGCCUCAACGAGAAUGAGUACUUCUUCGACAGACACCCUGGUGCAUUCUCCUCCAUCCUGAACUUUUACCGGACAGGCAAACUACACAUGAUGGAGGAGAUGUGUGCACUCUCCUUUGGCCAGGAGCUUGACUACUGGGGCAUCAACGAGAUCUACCUGGAGUCAUGUUGCCAGGCACGCUACCACCAGAAGAAGGAGCAGAUGAAUGAGGAGUUGCGGAGAGAGGCUGAGACCCUGAAGGAGAAGGAGGGUGAGGAGGUGGACACAGGCUGCUGUCCGGACAAGAGGAAGAAACUGUGGGACCUGCUGGAGAAGCCCAGCUCCUCUGUGGCUGCCAAGAUUCUGGCCAUAAUAUCCAUCCUGUUCAUCAUUCUGUCCACCAUUGCCCUAUCGCUGAACACCUUACCUGACUUACAAGUCAUCGAUGAGUUUGGACAGUCAAAUGACAAUCCCAACCUUGCGCAUGUAGAAGCUGUUUGUAUAGCCUGGUUCACAAUGGAGUAUCUUCUGCGGUUUCUGUCUUCUCCCAAUAAGUGGAAGUUCUUCAAAGGUCCCUUAAAUGUCAUUGACCUAUUGGCCAUACUCCCCUUCUAUGUCACUAUAUUCCUAACAGAGUCCAAUAAGAGUGUGCUCCAGUUCCAAAAUGUACGAAGGGUUGUCCAGAUAUUCCGGAUCAUGAGAAUACUCAGGAUUCUAAAAUUGGCCAGACACUCCACAGGUCUUCAGUCCUUGGGCUUUACUCUCAGGAGGAGCUACAAUGAACUGGGCCUGCUCAUACUCUUCUUAGCCAUGGGAAUCAUGAUCUUCUCCAGUUUGGUGUUUUUCGCUGAGAAAGAUGAAAUUGAAACAAAAUUCACCAGCAUUCCAGCAUCAUUUUGGUGGGCCACAAUUACAAUGACGACAGUGGGUUAUGGUGACAUCUACCCCCAAACCCUUCUUGGUAAAAUAGUCGGCGGACUUUGCUGUAUUGCCGGUGUUCUGGUGAUUGCCUUGCCCAUCCCUAUCAUUGUCAAUAACUUCUCUGAGUUCUAUAAAGAGCAAAAGAGGCAGGAGAAAGCCAUCAAACGCAGAGAAGCACUUGAGAGGGCCAGGAGGAAUGGUAGUAUAGUAUCAAUGAACCUGAAGGAUUCUUUUUCUCGCAACAUGGAGCACAUGGACAUUGUGAUAGAUAAGAGCCAAGAGAAAAGCUCUGAUAACAACCUUUUCCCAAGUAGAUGGGCCUAUCAAAAGAGUACAGACUCUGCUACCAAAUCCUGUGAUUCAAAAUAUCAGGAAGUGGUCCAGCUGGGAUCUCCAGAGCGAGUAAUCAAGCCAGCCUCGAGUCCUCAGCGGCUGAAUGUAAAAUCCCUGGAACAGACGUACAACCAGAUGACAACUCCUGCCUCUGGAAUAUCUGGUGCCUUGGCACCAAAAGAGGUCAGAAGGAUGGCCCGGGAGGAAAGGCUAGAGAUGAAGGUGGUUCAGUCUGAGCCAGUGCAGAGGGACCGUCUUAUCACUGAUAUGAAGAGUCUGUCGAGUGUCGACAGCUUCAUGAGCUGCUCCACAGACAUCAUUGAAGUGGAGAAAACUGCUCUGCUUCCUAAUGUGACGGGGACCCACUCAAGACACCCUCGUGCCCCACCUCCUCUAGACCUCAGCCAGAUCACCUCCCUGGACAUACGGGGAUGUGACAAGGCAAAGCAGCCUGCCAACAUCAUGGAAGGUCUCUAUGAAUUCAUUCAGUGCAAGCCAGAGAGCAGCACCCUGUCCCAUGGGGAGGAGAACAAAAGCUUCGACAUGAGUGGCGAAAACAUGAGCUCUCCAAGGGGAAACAUUCCAGCUGAGACGGGGCUCAAGGACGCUUUUACAGAAUCUGGAGAAGAAGACUGUCCCAGGCUGCAACUAAUCAUGACCGACGACACAGUGACACUGACCCCACGUCUCCUGCACCCCCUCAAGUCCCCAGGGAGAGGUUUCAAAGGGGAGGCAGCUUUAGGCUCUCCAAGUCCUGGUCCUUCCUCCUGUAACAGCCAGAAGAGAAAGAAUCAUGUUGAUAAGCCAACGCUCUCUCCUGCUUCACCCAAACCUGUGCUAAAUAGGUCCCCUGGCACAACUGGUUCCAGUGACAUGGAGGAAGAAGCUACUGAAGGCAGUCAAAGUGGACAGAUGGUUGUCAAUCAUCUCCUCUCACCGGAUUUUCUCAAAUCCUCAGGGGAUGGGAACCUUUCACCGCCAUGUGACACCACCAUGUAAUGCUUACAAAGGCAGGCACAUGCAUAGAUACACCCAGACUGACCUAGAGAUACAGGGACUGGAAAAGGCACGUUAAUGCUCUGGUAUAAUGUACAGGGUGUUCUUUAGC